UGCUGUUUGCGGAGGGCUGGCUGCUGGCAGGGCUGCUGCUGGGCAGAUCCACAGAGGACCUGAUGGAGGAGCUGGUAGGGCUUCGUGAAGGCUCCUCAGGGCACCCCGUGACUCUUCCCGAGCUUUGGGGUCCGUGUCCGCGCAUGCGCAGGGGCAUCCGAGGCAGGCUGGAGUGGCUGAAGCAGAAGUUAUUCCAAGUGGGUGAAGACUGGUACUUCCUGAUGGCCCUCGGCGUGCUCAUGGCACUGAUCAGCUAUACCAUGAGCUUCAUCGUCGGACGCGUGGUCGGAGCGCACAAGUGGCUGUACCGGGAGAUCGGGGAAGGUCACCUGCUUCGCUAUCUCUCGUGGACGGUGUACCCCAUGGCACUCGUGUCCUUCUCCUCGGGCUUCUCCCAGAGCAUCACGCCUUUCUCCGGAGGUUCUGGAAUCCCUGAGCUGAAGACCAUCUUGUCAGGGGUGGUCUUGGAGGACUACCUGGAUGUCAAGAACUUUGGGGCCAAGGUGGUGGGCCUCACCUGCACCCUGGCCUGCGGCAGUACCAUCUUCCUGGGCAAAGUGGGCCCCUUCGUGCACCUGUGUGUGAUGAUCGCUGCCUACCUGGGCCGCCUGCGCACCAAGGUCAUCGGGGAAUCCGAGAACAAGAUUCUACAGAACCAGAUGCUGGUGGCAGCUGCGGCGGUGGGUGUGGCCACGGUUUUCGCAGCCCCCUUCAGCGGCGUCCUGUUCAGCAUCGAGGUCAUGUCUUCUCACUUCACCGUCUGGGACUACUGGAGGGGCUUCUUCGCGGCCACCUGUGGGGCCUUCAUGUUCCGCCUCCUGGCUGUCUUCAACAGCGAGCAGGAAACCAUCACCUCUCUCUUCAAGACCAGCUUCCCAGUGGAUGUCCCGUUUGACCUGCCAGAAAUCUUCUUUUUUGUGGCACUGGGGGCCAUCUGUGGUGUCAUGAGCUGUGCCUACCUCUUCUGUCAGAGAACAUUCCUUGGCUUCGUCAAGACCAACCCAGUCACCUCCAAACUUUUGGCUACCAGCAAGCCUCUGUAUUCUGCUCUGGCCGCUCUGGUCCUGGCCUCCAUCACCUACCCCCCUGGCGUGGGUCGAUUCCUGGCUUCUCGGCUGUCCAUGAGGGAGCACCUGCUCACACUGUUUGACAAUAACUCCUGGGCCCUGACGACCCGCAACGUGUCCCCACCCUGGCCUUCGGAGCCCGACCCCCAGAACCUGUGGUUCGAAUGGUACCACCCAAGAUUCACCAUCUUUGGGACCCUCGCCUUCUUCUUGCUUAUGAAGUUCUGGAUGCUGAUUCUGGCUACCACCAUCCCUAUGCCCGCCGGCUACUUCAUGCCCAUAUUCAUCUACGGUGCUGCCAUAGGGCGCCUCUUGGGGGAGGCCCUCUCUGUUGCCUUUCCAGAGGGUAUCUUGGCCGGAGGCGUCAUCAACCCCAUCAUGCCUGGGGGUUACGCCUUGGCAGGGGCGGCCGCCUUCUCUGGGGCCGUGACGCACACCAUCUCCACCGCGCUGCUGGCCUUCGAGCUGACCGGCCAGAUCGUGCAUGCGCUGCCUGUGCUGAUGGCCGUGCUGGCGGCCAAUGCCAUCGCCCAGAGCUGCCAGCCCUCCUUCUAUGACGGCACCAUCAUCGUGAAAAAGCUGCCAUACCUCCCGAGGAUACGGGGCCGCAGCCUCAAGUCUGCGGGCGUGACUGUGGAGCACUUCAUGAACAGAGCCAUCACCGCACUAGCCAAGGACAUGCCACUGGAGGAGGUGGCCAAGGUUGUGACCUCCACCAACACAGCCCAGUACCCGCUGGUGGAGAGUGCAGAGUCCCAGAUGCUGGUGGGCACCGUGCAGAGGGUGCAGUUGAUAAACGCACUACAGACUGAGUCGCCUCCCCGGGCUCUGGGACACCAGCGGUACUUUCGAGACGUCUUGACUGGGGGCUGCCCCAUGGAGCCAGUAACCCUGCAUCUGUCUCCAGAGACCUCCCUGCACCAGGCACACAACCUCUUUGAGCUGCUGAACCUUCAGUCACUCCUUGUGACAUCCCAGGGCAGAGUUGUGGGCUUCGUGUCUUGGGUGGAGCUGAAGAAAGCCAUUUCCAAUGUGGCCAACCCACCGGCCCCCAAGUGAGCCGGCCUGACCAGAAGCAGCAGCAUCCUGUCCCCGAGGGUGAGGCUGGGCGGAACCAGUCUGUCUCCCCUGUCCCAAUACAGCCACCCCUCCUGCCCAGCUCUAACUCAGCACGGAGGAGAUCCCAGCGCUCACCCAGCACAAGUGCUAUGCGUCUUCAGGGAUGAAAUCCACCCUGAGACUAGUUCAGAAAACAAGAAAACAGAUGAUCAUUGUC
This is a messenger RNA of Erinaceus europaeus (western European hedgehog), 2343 nucleotides long. RefSeq names its product chloride voltage-gated channel Ka (gene CLCNKA). Gene Ontology annotation, biological process: chloride transport; transmembrane transport. Gene Ontology annotation, molecular function: voltage-gated chloride channel activity. The record is from RefSeq and is a predicted model, not a curated record. The transcript has 20 exons. Lineage: Eukaryota; Metazoa; Chordata; Mammalia; Eulipotyphla; Erinaceidae. Bases 63 to 2126 code for a protein of 687 amino acids. Gene Ontology annotation, cellular component: membrane.